GUCAGACAGCUUUGAGCACAGUCACCCCUCCUCCCCUCCAGGCUGCUAGUAAACCUUCACACAGGCAGGCAGGCCGGCCAUCCCCUGGCUGCCACAGCUGCUGUGCCGGUUGGGCCUGCCCUUAGAAAAGAGACAACCCAAAACUGCCCCCUACAACACACAGAUACUCUGAAAAGGAGGUAGCACAGUAGAGUCUGUCUUUCUGUUUCUAUCUCUCUAUCAUAUAACAACGACAGGACCAUCACUUUUAACUUCCUGGAAUAUUCCUCCAUAUUUACUAGAGAAGAACAGAGAAGAACUGCAAAACAAAAUAAAGAAACUUGGACACAAUAAUCAUUAGCCCAAUUUCUGCUGGCCCAGCAGUACCCUCCAUCUCCCCAGCGACUCCUCUUCCUCUUCCACAGACAGACAGACAGACAGCCCCAUCCUCCACACCUAGUUUAAUGCCUGCCUAGUUAGGUGUCCAGCCCGAUUACCCAGUGCUCCAGUCUCUGCAGCCUAUACCCAGGCCCCUCCAGACCAGGCUUUCUCAGGUCCAGGUAUCCUUGUCAGGCCUACUGCCCAGUCACCUCCAGACUAGCCUUCGUAGCCUCCACUCCUCCAGCCAGGUAGGCCUGCCAGCCCAGUGCUAUAGUCUUGCUGCACCACCCAGGCUCUUCCAGUCCAGGUCCAGCUAUCGCUGUCCGGCCCGGGCCAUGGUUCUGUGUGAGGACAUGGAGUGUGGGGUGUGUUAUCAGCCCUACUCCCGUCAGGACCGGAUCCCCCGGGUGCUCCACUGUAGACACACCUUCUGUGCCACCUGCUUAGAGACCAUGUCCCAGCCCAAGAGUGACAUGAUCACCGUGUGCUGCCCGUUGUGCCGCCAGACCACCUGUGUAGGGCACGGCCUCAGCCUUCAGGAGGCGCUGUGGGUCAACUCACGCCUCUGGGACUACAUACCUGAGAGCAAAGAAGAGGAGGAGGAGGUGAAGGAAGAAGAGGAGGAGGGGGUGAAGGAAGAAGAAGAGCAGGAGGAGGAAGAGGAGGAGGAGAGAGUGGAGGCUAACAGACAGACACAGGCCUCCUCACAGGCAGAAUGCCCUACGACGAAGCGCUCUAGAAAAAUGCUGAAAUUUCCGGCCUUCCUCAGGAAAUUCAGUCUGACAAAACCACAGCAUCAAGAGAGGAUUGUGCCUAGUUGUGCCAACGUGGAGAUGAAAUCCUGGCGCAGGCUUCCAGCUGCUGACACUUUUUAGGUCUCUCACGCGCUGGACGCAGGGAGAUAUACGUGUACUGUAUCAACAGUGGAGUGUUUACAGUUUCUCUCUGAUAUAAUCAUUUGCAUCUUUUGAACAAUGAGGUGUAGAUUAGCAGUUGAUGACCCCCCCCCCCCACAGUCAACAGGCAACACUGUUAAGAACAGCUCAGAGACGGUCUGUAUCCAAUAUGGCACCCUAGUCCCUAUAGGUCUCUGGUUAAAAGUAGUGCACUAUAUAGGGAAUAGGGUGGCAUUUAGGACAUACGUUUUUUUGGAGAACCCAGCAUGAGUCCAUGUGUGUCUGACUGUGACAAGACAGCCUUUAUUGUUGAGAAACAGUGAAACUGCCCCAGUGGUCCUGUCUUCUUACCCAUUGGUUACUCUAGUCUUAAUUCCCCACAGCUGGUGCAGUGGGAUUUGGUUCAGCUGUCUCUAUGACAGACGUCCCAAUGGAAGCUAGGGUACCCCCUCCAACCACUCCCUCCUGCUGGCCCCCCCCCUCUUAACAGAUGGCCUCCUGAGGAUGACCCCCACCCUCCUCCUCCUCCUUCCCCAGUGUCUGCAAACAGAGCAUUUAAUUUAUUAUCAGCUUUUUGCAUUCACAACAAUUUUUUAAAAAUAUAUAUUAUCUUUAAUAAAAAAAUAAAAAUCUAUUUGAAAAUAA
Messenger RNA from Salmo salar (Atlantic salmon), 1901 nucleotides. RefSeq lists its product as uncharacterized. The record is from RefSeq and is a predicted model, not a curated record. Gene Ontology annotation, molecular function: ubiquitin protein ligase activity. Lineage: Eukaryota; Metazoa; Chordata; Actinopteri; Salmoniformes; Salmonidae. Gene Ontology annotation, biological process: protein ubiquitination.